Echinops telfairi (small Madagascar hedgehog) is the source of this 765-nucleotide messenger RNA. It is a transcript of the gene CIMAP1A, whose product is annotated as outer dense fiber of sperm tails 3. The record is from RefSeq and is a predicted model, not a curated record. The coding region runs from base 1 to 765 and encodes 254 amino acids. Lineage: Eukaryota; Metazoa; Chordata; Mammalia; Afrosoricida; Tenrecidae. Gene Ontology annotation, cellular component: cytoskeleton; outer dense fiber. The transcript is spliced from 6 exons.
AUGGCAGAGGAGGUGUGGGUGGGCGCUUGGCGGCCCCACCGCCCCCGGGGGCCCAUCAUGGCCCUCUACAGCAGCCCAGGACCCAAGUACCUGAUCCCAGCGACCACAGGCUUUGUGAAGCACACCCCUACCAAGCUUCGCGCCCCAGCCUACAGCUUCCGGGGGGCCCCCCUGCUCCUGGCGGAGAACUGCUCCCCAGGGCCCCGCUACAGCGUCAACUCCAGGAUCCUGAGGACUGGCAAGGACCUCGGCCCUGCCUACUCCAUCCUGGGCCGCUACCGCACAAAGACCAUCCUGACGCCUGGUCCUGGCGACUACUUCCCAGAGAAAUCCACCAAAUACGUGUUCGACUCGGCGCCCAGCCACUCCAUCUCUGCCCGGACCAGGACGUUCCGUGUGGACAGCACCCCAGGUCCCGCGGCAUAUGCAUUGCCUGUGGUGAUGGGGCCUCACACGGUGGGCAAGACUGCCCAGCCUUCCUUCUCCAUCAAGGGCCGGAGCAAGCUGGGCAGCUUCAGUGAUGACCUGCACAAGACCCCAGGUCCUGCUGCCUACCGCCAGACUGACGUGCAGCUGACCAAGCUGAAGGCCCCGCAAUACACCAUGGCCGCCCGUGUGGAGCCCCCAGGAGACAAGACCCUCAAGCCAGGACCAGGAGCCCACAGCCCAGAGAAGGUGACGUUGACUCGGCCAUGCGCACCUGUGGUCACCUUCGGCAUCAAGCACUCUGACUACAUGACACCCCUGGUGGUGGAUGUCGAAUAG